Messenger RNA from Blastomyces gilchristii SLH14081, 330 nucleotides. RefSeq lists its product as uncharacterized. The transcript has 2 exons. The coding region runs from base 1 to 330 and encodes 109 amino acids. The record is from RefSeq and is a predicted model, not a curated record. Lineage: Eukaryota; Fungi; Ascomycota; Eurotiomycetes; Onygenales; Ajellomycetaceae.
AUGCUAGUCACUGUCUCUGAAAUCAAGCUCUUCUCAGAAUCCUCUCUGAAUGACUACAUAAGAUCAUACAUCACUGUGUUGAUUGAGAGAGGGAGCAGUGUUGCAACAGUGAUGAGAGGAGCAGAGGAAGAACUGAACAUGAACAAACUGACUGGCAGAAGGGAUGACAUCUCACUGCAAGGCACAGCAACUACCACCGCGGCCGUGAGAGAUGCAGAAGAGGGAGGAGAUGUGAUAAUGAGAGCAGUGCUCCCGCGGCUCAUUGAAACCACUGUCUCCACCUUCAACCUGGCUUUCUUGAUGAUCAUGGAGGCUGCAGCUGCAUCAUGA